Molecule: messenger RNA, 1569 nt
Organism: Juglans regia (Persian walnut)
Lineage: Eukaryota; Viridiplantae; Streptophyta; Magnoliopsida; Fagales; Juglandaceae
Exons: 3
Coding region: 201-1337 (378 amino acids)
Cellular component (GO): intracellular membrane-bounded organelle
Source: RefSeq, a predicted model, not a curated record
ACGUGUUUACAAGCUUUGAGCUGAGAGCAACUGCAAGUUUAUGGUAAUGUGUAAAACAAAUUCUAUCGCAGAGGAAUAAGAAAGUGUUAAUAAGACGAGAAGAAGCUCAUUUCUAUUUCUUCUUUGUCAUCUACUAUAUUUGGGGAUAUUGCCGAGACUUGAGUUUCUGUGUUGCAUAUUAUCGUACUAGGAGAAUAGAAAUGUCAGAACCCAUGGUAAGAGUGAUUCGAGGUGGUCUUGUCAGGCUUAUUCACUACAGUCAGCUGUCAAAAUCAAUUCGCUCCCCUUCGUCUUCUUCAAAUCCAAAUUACGCCUUUGCCUCUUCUGUUCGAGCUUACUCGUCUUCUCUUUCACCCGUCAAUUCAAGGACCUCCAUGAUCUCUCAAUUCCAUUCGAGGCCCACUUCCUCAAAUGCCGUCAGUCCUAACACAUCGUCUUUAUCUACCAGAAGCUUGCUUUUUUUCACGAUUAAACCAGCUCAUAGCCCUAUAUCUGGUGCUGGGUUUGGGGUUAGGUUAUUCUCCAUGAAUCCGAACCUGGGCAAGAGGGUUUUCUGGGAUAAGCCCGCCACUGCUCUUACUUCCACAUUCUCCCGCUAUCGCGAAGCUAUUGGGUUGCAAAUUGAGGCUUUCUUUAGGAGAAACUCUCUGAUUCUCAUUGGGGCCGGAGGACUUUUAGUUUGUGCUUUGCUCUGGAGGAUUAUGUUUGGGAUAGCAAGCACCUUCGUUGGCCUCUCCGAAGGCAUGGCCAAGUAUGGCUUUCUUGCCCUCUCUUCGGCUAUCGUUGCUUUUGCUGGCCUUUAUCUCCGCUCAAGAUCCACAGUCAAUCCUGAUAAAAUUUAUCGAAUGGCCAUGAGGAGGCUUAAUACAUCUGCUGGGAUCCUAGAGGUAAUGGGUGCGCCUCUUACUGGAACAGAUUUGAGAGCCUAUGUGAUGUCAGGAGGUGGGCUUACACUAAAGAACUUGAGGCCACAUUUUAGGAGCAAGCGGUGUUUUCUCAUCUUUCCCGUACAAGGUUCGGAGAGAAAAGGUCUCGUCAGCGUUGAAGUGAAGAAUAAAAAAGGCCAGUAUGAUUUGAAGCUUUUGGCUGUCGACAUUCCCAUGGCAUCAGGACCUGACCAACGAUUAUUUCUGAUUGGCGAUGAAGAAGAGUAUAAGGUUGGUGGUGGACUAGUAUCUGAGCUACGAGAUCCUGUUGUGAAAGCGAUGGCAGCAAGCAAAGAGUUUGAUGAUCUUGACCAAAUUGAAGAAGAGGAAGAUGCUGAAAGAGAACGCCAGGAGGGAGAAAGGAGACACCUAGAAGAAAUUGAGAAGCUUGAAAAAGGUGGCUCACACUAAUUGCUUCUUAAGAUUUUUGAGCUUUUGAAAGAAUUAUUGAGGUUUAGACUAGCUCAGGCAAAUGAUAUCAGGUGCCUCGCAUCUGUAUCAGAGUUGCAUUAUACUCAUAUCUUGUGCUUCUAUUGUCAUCUUUGGCUUUGGGAAUGUCAUAAAUUUUUGUGUUAAAAUCGAGAUGGACCGACUAAGAUAAAGCAGUUGAGGCAACAUGCCUGACAACUGACAUUGAAAUUAA